UUUACUUCUUUACAGAAGUGAGAGAUUUUAAGCGGGAUCCUCUUGUUCCGGACGAUCUUCUUUAAGCCAUUUGUCUGUUAAAACAAUCCCGUCUGACACUUGAGUCCUGUCCUAUUUGCAAGACAAAAAAGGCAGAAGAAGCUUCAGAGAUUCAGUGUCUUGGAAACGAAUCUUGUAAAUCAAACUGAUAAAACGUUGUUUUCUGCCUGUUUGCAGCAGGUACCUCAUCCUCUUCCACUUAACAAAUUGUCUGGACAUUGUAAAGCUGUUUCAUUCAGAAUUUGAUCAAAAUAAUGUUUUAUGGUCUGUUCCACCACACACAUACACUCACAGGUCCUUGGCAUCAUCACUGAAUUGUCCUCGAUUCAUAAUGAGUUUCUUUUCUUUUUUUUGCGUAUUCCCGCUCCAGUAAAGAUUUUUAAAAUGUUCAGACAAAGGAUGUAGACAACAAAGAGUGCCAGCUCAGUGCUGUUGUCCCACUCCUGCAUGGUUACCAGGCAUCUUGUUGCCCUGCUAUAGUAAGAAAAGUUGUAAGAUGUUUACUAAGACGACAUCGCUGUGGUAGGCGGUGACAUGCGUGUUACCUUGGACUCCCCUCAGUUCUCCUAUUCAUGUGCGGAAUCUCAUUGUUGGUGGGAACAUCAUUCAAGCGGGUGUUUUAAGGCCAGAUGGGAGGCUCCCACUUCAUUACAGCCGUGUUUCGAGGGUCGGAGUUAGAAGAUAGAGGUACUACGUCUUGGUGGUGACAGUGAGUCCACAGAAAUAGUCACCCAGAAGAUUCACAGAGGUUCGAGGAAAGAGGGGCCAAAAGGUAGUGGAGUUUCUGAGCUGAGAGAGAAAGCAGAGAGAGAGUCUGGAAAAUGGCACCUGCCACUUUGUUUUUUUCCUGGUUACUCUUCACCUUGAGGAUGGUCAUGCCAGCAGAGCUUGAGGAGGAGGAGCUCAAUGAAACUGUUGUUUGCACCAACGACCACAUGGAGGUUAUUAUUCCCAGCGCUUUUUUCCUCAACAAAGUGCCUCCAGUUCAUGUUUGGGAUUUGCAUUUAAAUGAUCCCGAGUGCCGCGGCGUUGAGGUCGGAGACGACUAUGUUUUCAGCAUAAAGACAAAUCUUUCAGACUGUGGGACUAUAAUGGCCUCAGACGACACACACAUCAUGUUCAUAAACGCCAUACACAACAACGACUCGGACGUCAUAACGAGGAACUACAUCAACAUCACGUUUGUGUGCCGCUAUCCCAACAACUAUUUGGUCCAACAACCCAACGGCGACAACAUGGUCAGAGUGGAUGUCAGAACAAUAACUCUAAACACAGAGGACGGGAACUUCUCCGUGUCCAUGUUGCUGUACAAGGACGAAGCCUUUGAGGACAGGUGGACGACUGUGCCGUCACUGACUCUGGACGAUGACAUCUUUGUGAAGGUUUUCAUGAUCCCGGCUCACCUGAUGCUGCGUAUCGAGAGGUGCUGGGCGACGCCAACCAGUGAUCCAUACAGUAAUAUACAGUACACCUUCAUCAGAGACAGCUGCCCGGUGUUGAUAAACCAACAGACCCUGCGUGUCCUGACGAACGGCCUCGGCCCCGAGGCCAUGUUCAGGAUACAAAUGUUUAAGUUUGUCGGCAGCUCUUACACCAACGUCUUCCUCCACUGCAACGUCCAGAUCUGUCACAACACCCCUGGACUGUGUCAGCCUAACUGCAACAAUGAAGAUGUAUCAGUGAGGAUGAGGAGAGAUGUCCCUCUGUCCCAUACAGUGUCUUAUGGACCAAUCAGACGACUACUGGACAACAAUGAAAAGCCCAAUAUGAAUGCGGGCGGAGUCCCUCCCGUGGCGACCUUUGUUCUUGGAGGGCUGCUGGCCGUCCUGCUGCUGAUCACAGGAGUGUUUGGGAGGCUGUGGUUGCGCUCGAGACGCUUCUACCCGGCACGAGAAGCGCAACUCACUCUGUCCAACAUUCACCACAUCUCAGAGGUGGCCUCAUGAACCGUGGGAUGAGGGGCUUUCCUGAGCAGACACAUGGACAAACAAACACAGAGAGACACAUGUACAAAUGUAAACACAUAAGCAUAGGUGUGAUAUAUAUGACAAUAUCAAUGCGCUCACAUUGUCUUUCCUUUUAUAGAUUGAAUUGUUUAUGUUGUUUUCCUAUUUCCUAUUGAACCUUUACCCAGCGGUGAAAAUAAAAGCUCCUUUACUUGA
Solea solea (common sole) is the source of this 2201-nucleotide messenger RNA. Its product is annotated as alpha-tectorin. Gene Ontology annotation, cellular component: apical plasma membrane; cell surface. Bases 861 to 1985 code for a protein of 374 amino acids. Gene Ontology annotation, biological process: neutrophil migration. The transcript is spliced from 9 exons. The record is from RefSeq and is a predicted model, not a curated record. Lineage: Eukaryota; Metazoa; Chordata; Actinopteri; Pleuronectiformes; Soleidae.